Molecule: messenger RNA, 810 nt
Organism: Sipha flava (yellow sugarcane aphid)
Lineage: Eukaryota; Metazoa; Arthropoda; Insecta; Hemiptera; Aphididae
Product: piggyBac transposable element-derived protein 2-like
Exons: 5
Coding region: 1-810 (269 amino acids)
Molecular function (GO): sequence-specific DNA binding
Source: RefSeq, a predicted model, not a curated record
AUGGAUAUUCCUUUUGAAAAUGGUUUUACGCUGUCUGAAGCACUUGAUAUUCUUAUGGAUGAGGAUUUUGAGGGGGAUAUUUUUAUAGAACCACCCGAACCACAUGUCGAUACUGACGCAGAUUCAGGUGAUGACGACGGGGGCGGUAUUGUCGACAAUCUCACAUCUCGUCAAUUAUUAGCCAAUGCUGAAAUACGUCUCCCAAAUAAUGAUAGGAUAGGAUUGGAUAAUAAUAAUUUUGAACCUCAGAAUAUUUAUCAACUUCACGAGGAGACUUCCCUAACUUCAUCUACUACUUUACUACCUGACAAAUUUCAAAAGUGGAUUGCCGAUCGAAAAAAAUCUAAACGUAAUCCAGACUGGAUCAAAAACGCUGAUUUCGAUAUUGAAAGACCAUCACAAUUUCCUACACCAGAUUAUUCCAAUGAAUAUAAUAAUUUGCCAUCUAAACGCCACUAUUGGGAUUCUUCUGAUGAUUUGAAAAACAUAUCUGUAAAUCAAGCAAUGCGUAGAGAUAGGUUUUUACAAAUAUGUCGAUUUUUUCACUGUGCCAAUAAUUCAGAAAUUAAUCACAGUGAUAAAGGUUGGAAAGUACGCCCUUUGAUGGAAAUGUUAAAAAACCGUUGUGUUAAUAAUUUUGUGCCAGAAGAACACUUGGCUUAUGACGAGAGCAUGGAUGGGUAUUUAAUCAAUUUUGAAUUAUACCAAGGAAAAAAUCCAAAAUCUAAUACCGAUUAUGAGCAUUUAUUUGGAAAAGCUGCUAGUCCAUUGUUAUUAUUAUUAGAUGAAAUUCCUGAAAAUAAAAGAUAA